CAGUAGAUUACUUUUUAACGUGGGGGUGGGUAAAUAGGCUGAAUGUUAUGAGAUUGAGAUGAUGUAUAAGGGUGUGAAGAGCAGGUGGAAUGGAGGGAUGUGAAAGUGAAAGGAUAGAAAGAUCGAGACAGGGCUAACAGAUGGACUGAACAGGGAUUAUGGGUGCUGGGGGUAGACUUUGAUAGCAAUUUGCCAAAGACAGGCAGGAAAAGAGGAGAUGGUACAGGAUUGCACCAAAAAGCGGAAAACUUGAAUUAAGAGAAUAAAGAUACACACAGGCUGCUCUAGCAAAAAGACAAGGACAUAAAAGAUACAAAAAGUAGGGAAAAUUGAUGGAUUUAAGUAGGAAGAAAUGACAAUGAGGAUGAUGUAGGAAGACUGCUAAGGUAAAAUUUUUACUUUUUAUGGAAUUCAUAUUCUGUUGAAAUAUAACGUAGAUUAGAUGCAGAAAUGUAAAAUCUUAAUAUUGCAGUAAUUUAUGUAAUAUGCAAACAUAUCACUCUCAUUUGAAUAUUAACCUACUGUACUAUUAAUGUAAGAUUUUAUCAUCACUGAUCAGUAGAUCUACUACAUCUUUAAUAUCUCUUACAAACACAUUAUUGUAACUUACAUUGUAAUUGUAAAUUGAAAAAAAGCCUUGACUUAAAAUAAGAAUUUUUGCUGUUCGCAAGUUACAUUUUUUAUAUACAAGUUUUUAUUUAGGAGAAAAUUUCAGAGUAACACUUAAAGUACUUAAAGUACAAUAAGGUUGUAUUUGUUAACAUUAGUAAAUUGAUUAACUAAGCUGAACUAACAAUGAACAAUUUUCACAGCAAUUAUUAAUCUUAGUUUAUACUAUUUUUAGUAAUUACUAAUAUGUUAUGAAAACUGUUAACAUUAGUUACUGCACAAUGUACUAACAUGAACAAUCGUAUUGUCGUAACAUUAACAAUAACAAAAAUUAAUAAUAGCUGAAAAACUGUAUUUCUCAUUGUUAGAUCAUAUUAGUUAAUGCGUUUACUAAUCCUAACAAAUACUACCUUAUUGUAAAGUGUUACCAUUAUUUUCGGCAUAGCAGGAUUUCAUAGUAGGAUUUCAAAAAAAUGAAAAUCACAGGCACACCUACAAAGCCCAAACAGAUUAAACAGAUUAUUAGAGGAUUACAAGUAAAGUUUGAUUUAAUGCAAGAGCUUAACUAAUAGUUUCAUCACGUAACUUCAGAUGUAAUCCUUUGAAUUCCCUCUCCCCUUUUUUUUCCUUUUAAAUCCUAUUUAUUGGGAUACUGGUGAAUGCAUUAGUGAACAAAUCAAUAAAAUUGAAGUGUUAUAUUUAAUUUAUUCAUUACAUAUUUUUAAUAUUUUGCACCAGUUUAAUUUUCAUGGAUACAAAAAAGAUUUAGGAUUGAUUAAGAUAAAGAAGAAGGAGUUUAUCACAUCUGGUAUUUAAAUCAAACUAACUAAUUAUAAGUGACAGUACUUAUGGAUUUAAAAGAAUGUUUUAAAAUAUUAGAAGGUAUUAAUUAUUUAUCUAUUAGAUUUUUAUAUUUAGAGAAGUGCAAGGUACAUGCCUUAAUUUAAAAUAUUUAAAAUAAUUUUAAUAUGUAUAUAAAAAAUAAUUUACAAUCUGCUCAUAUUGUAAUAAACAAACAUAGAUUGUAUUGCAUUAAUACAUGCAUAUAGUGCAUAUCUUAAACACGUAUUGCAUAGAAAAUGAGCUCAGGACAUAUUUUAAAUGUACAGUAUAAGUCUUUUAUCUCUAACCAAAGUUCCCUCUCAUGUGACCCUGAUGUCCUUUUGUAAAUUCACAUCUUAAUUUAUUCUGCCAUCUGCCACAGGAAUCCUAAUAUAAUAUAACUAAUUUCUGCUUUAUAAUAUCCUCAUUUUCAUUCAUAUAUCAUAUAGGAUUGUUUGUCUUUGGUCAUGUAUCUAUGUCUGCACUUUAUCUAUUCUACCACAACAACAACUGGUUGAUCUCCUUUGUUCUUCCUCUGGUCAGCAUGUUGGACCACAUGUCCAGACGUUCUCGCUCCCUGUUGUCUCUUCUCUUGACCUCUCUCGCCCUGGCUUUAUCUGUGCUGGCUUUCUGCACAUCUUACUGGUGUGAGGGAACACACAAGGUGGUCAAACCUCUCUGUCUUUCACCUGUUAAGAUGAAGAACUGCGGCCAGAACAAUAGUGAGCCGUACACUACAGAUAGCCCCACCCCAGAUCCUCGGGGUCCAUCCAAUAGAACUUUAUCACCAAGGCGAAGGGAGGAACUUGCUAAGAUUCGACAGAGGCAAUUGGCCAAUGCGGUCCACUACAUUUGGGAGACAGGAGAAGACAAGUACACCUUCCGAUAUUUCCACACAGGAUUUUGGGAGUCUUGUGAAAAGCAUGCUGAUGGUGAACGAUGUCGUAGGUUUUUAGAUCUUACACCUGGAGAGACUCACGGUGUUCUGUGGUUGUCAAUGAUUGCUGAGUUCAUGUACAUCAGUUUACUGGGGAUGGGGUUUCUACUCAUGUGGGUAGAAGUCUUGUGCUUUCAUAAAGAAAUGCAUGCGCUCAAAAUCAACGCCUUCGCAGCCAUUUGCAUCGUUCUCUCAGGAUUAUUAGGGAUGGUGGCUCAUAUGAUGUACACCACUGUAUUUCAGCUGACUGUGAUUGUAGGGCCUAAAGACUGGAGACCACAGACGUGGGACUAUGGCUGGUCAUUUGCGCUGGCAUGGGUGUCCUUUAGCUGCUGCAUGGGUGCUGCAGUUAUGACUCUUAAUUCUUACACCAAAACAAUCAUUGAGCUUCGUCACCGACAGAGACUUCGACUGGAAGAGGCUCGUGCCACAAGCCACGCCCCAUCUUAUGAUGAGGUGGUUCCAGGGGGCGGGAUGUACUCUGUCAGCGGCCUGUUACAGUGCCCAGAUGUGAUGAUGGACUCUAUGUGGGCAUCAGAUGGGAACAUGGGAAUGAUGAGAGAACAGGAUGUGCCCACCCUUAUGCUGGUUGGUGGGUGUGGAACAGGCACGUGUGAGGACUGCGAGAGAGAAAUGGACGAGUUGAAAGAGGCCUUGAAAGGAAAAGACUCACCUUGUUAAAAGCCUUAUGUUAUAUUUGUCUGAUCAGCAGAGUGAAUUUUGGAAAAAGUGUUUAUAUUUAUGCAUGUUUUUUUUAAUGCACUAUAUGCUAAAAUUUGGGAAGUAUAAAAGGAAGCAGGUGUGAGACAGGUGUCACCCUCUGUGUGUAAUCCUGCAAUAAGUGGAUUUCACAGCACCACAAUUUUAUGAUGUCUGGGACUUUCAAUUGGAUUAUACAGAGAUAAUGUCAGAUCACAAAGCCUAUUAUUAUCAGUUCUGAAGUCAAAUCUAUUUCUAUGUGUUUUCUUUGUUUUAUUUAGUGUAGGAUUAACAUCCAAGCCAUAGCAGUUCACAAAUAAGAACGCAAAGCAUCACUGAUCAUCUCUAUUUUUGACUUCUCAGUCCAUGUGAAAUUUCUUAUAAUUCAAUUCAAUUUAAUUUAUAUAGCGCUUUUCACAAUUGUUAAUUGUUGCAAAGCAGCUUUACAUGAGUAGAUGUAAAGGAGAACACAGAAAAUCAAUAGAUAAUAUAAGAAGUAGAAUAUAGCGGCUAAGGUUAAACCGUACAAGCGAGCUUAUUAAUAAUGUAACGUAUACAGUAAAGUGCUAAGUUAAGCCAAAGUUGGCUGACUCUCCCUGGGACAAAAACCCCCCUAGGAGAAAACCCGGUGGGAAAAACUCCUAGAAAAAACUCCUAGAAGGACAAAAACCCUUGGGAGAAAUUAAUAUAUUUAUAUAUUAAUUUCUACAGUAUUCUUCUUAUAACUUGUUGUCCAAUGCAAAAUAGUAAAUGAAAAUAUGUGUUGCCUUUAUAGAUGCGAUAAAUGUACAGUUGUCAUAUUAGUCAAAGCCCUCCUAUUACCUUUUAAAGUGGCCAGAAUUUCAAAAUCUGUUUGUUACAAUUAUCAGAUUUUGUGACAGGACGUCAUUUUUUAAACUAUACUGUAAAUGAUACAGAAUGAUUACGUAAUAAUUACAUGCACUAUUGUUUAUUAUACAGUAUGCAUUAUAGCUUUACUGUAUACUGGCUACUGUAAAAGUAUUGUGUUCAUCUAGCAGUCACGCUGACGUUCUUAAAGGAAGGUUAUUAUGAUUGAAACAAUUGUUGACCUUUUCCGAUUGGGGUGAGCUAAUUUGCGGUUUUGUCCUUUCCAGUUUUCCUGUUCACCAUGUGGUCAACACAGAUAGCCUGGAAAUCUUUUUAGUUUUACAGCUGUCACAGAGACUGGUGUGAUGACUAUUAGUCAAAUCUGGCAGAUGUCAGGCAUUUAAAAA
Misgurnus anguillicaudatus (oriental weatherfish) is the source of this 4302-nucleotide messenger RNA. RefSeq names its product germ cell-specific gene 1-like protein. Gene Ontology annotation, cellular component: plasma membrane. The record is from RefSeq and is a predicted model, not a curated record. NCBI's taxonomy places the organism in Eukaryota, Metazoa, Chordata, Actinopteri, Cypriniformes, Cobitidae.